AUGUACUAUUAAAUAGGAAUAUUUUUUCUUCUUUUAAUUAAAAUCAAGUCAGUUUGUGAUCAAUAAUUGAGCAAUGAUGAUCUAAAUAUAGGCUUAAUUCAAUGUGAAAAUUGUGGAAUAGUUUAGGAUAUCAAGUAUUGCUCAUAACCUUGCUUAAUUUCUACAGAUAUUUUUUAUUUUUCAUAAAAAUAUUAAUGCGUCAAAUAUUGUGGAAAUGGAAAAAUAGCUUUUAAUGAUUGUAAUAAUACAAAUUAAUGUAUAGAUGGAUAUUAGUGGAAUAUUCCAGAUUAAAAAUGCAUUUAAUUUUAAACUUGUGCUUAAAAAAUGGUUGAUUAAAAUCUAUAACUUUAUCAAUGCUAGUCUUGUUAUUUGGUUUCAGAUGUUUAAUACUGCUCUCAAAUUUGUAAAAGUACUUAAUACUUUUCAAAUCAAAAAAAAUUAUGCUAUGAUUAUUGUACAGAUGGAAAAAUUGCAUCGUAUUUCGGUGUAUGCCAAGAUUCACAGCUAUGUAUCGAUGGAUAUUAAUUGAAUUCAUAGAAAAAAUGUGAGAAAUUUAUUUGCUAAACUAAAAUUCCUACUUCUGAUUCAUUUUCAGCAUAUUUUUAUUAAUGUCCAGAUUGUAGCAUCACUAUUUAAAAUAAUUGCUUGAAUCCAUGUUUACCUGGUUCAGAAAUAUAUAUUUUUUACUCAAAAUAAUCAUUAUGUAUGAUAUAUUGUGGUAAUGGAAUUAUUGCAAUAAGUAAAUAAGGUUGUCUUUCAUCAACAUUAUGUAUGGAUGGAACAUAAUGGAGUGAUUCAGAAUAAAAAUGCAAAAUAUAAUAAGGUAUAUGUCCGAUCACUGAUAAUUAUGUGCAAUUAUGCCCAAAUUGUAGUUUGGUAACAAAUUUAAUUUAUUGCUAUAAAGGUUGCUAAGGUUAACAAUAUUAUGAUUAUAAAUCAUAAAAAUGCAUGUUCUAUUGUUCUUAAGGAGUAAUUGCAUAAGACUAAGCAAGUUGUUAAUCAUCUAAUUUAUGUAUUGAUGGUUUUACAAGUUCUGGUUAAGGUAAGUGUGAUCCUAUUAAAAAAGAUGAAAAUAAUAACUAAGGUGGUUAAGCUAACCCAAAUAAUAACUAAGGUGGUUAAGUGAACCCAAAUAAUAACUAAGAUGGUUAAGUGAACUCAAAUAAUAAUUAAAGUACUUCAAAAUAUGAAUAAAAUUCAUUGAUUGUAAAUAUUAUGAUAUCAUUAAUUGCAGUUUUGAUAAUUAUUAUUUUAGUAGCUUCUUUUUUUGUGUUAAAAAAAUUUAAGACAUUUUAAAAAGUGCAUGAAACUAUAAAUGAUCUUAAAUCAACACUUAAAAUAUAUAUUGAUAAAAUUAACAAUUAAUAGUUAGAAAUAGAUUAAUUAAGAAUUAAUAGAAAUACAAAUAAUUAGCUGCAAAAUAAUUAAUUUGAAAUCUAUCUCAACUAAAAUGGAGAAGAUUAAGCUUUGCAAGGAGAAAAUGACAGUUAGAAAACAUUAAAAUAAUUAGAAAAUGAUAUAAUUUUACAGUAAUAGUAUUCCAAGUAGAAUUAUUAAGAAAAUCCUCUCCUUUAGGAAUAGGUAAAUUAAUAAAAUACAUAAUUUAAAUAUGAUUCAGAAACUGGUGUUUUUGCUUGA
Messenger RNA from Tetrahymena thermophila SB210, 1638 nucleotides. RefSeq names its product transmembrane protein, putative. The transcript has a single exon. The record is from RefSeq and is a predicted model, not a curated record. NCBI's taxonomy places the organism in Eukaryota, Ciliophora, Oligohymenophorea, Hymenostomatida, Tetrahymenidae.